AUGCUUGUCAUCUUCUUGUUGUCGCUCCUCGGCGCCCUUUUCGUCUGUUGUCUCCUCUUUCCAUCAGUACGGGAUUCUAUCACGGCUGGAGAUGAGUUGCUCGACAUUCAUGAAGCCGGUCUCGCUCUUGUGUCUUCUCGCACUCCGUUCCGUGAGACGGGACCACCGGCUUGUAUGGCUAAGCUUAUCAUGUUGAGACACAAAAUCAAUCAGGACAACACUCGGAGACGGUGUAGCGUCAGCCGUGUCCGCCAGGCGUCGCGCACAUACCAUGUCACUCCUUAUCGUCCAUCUCGCGACAUUCCUUGGGUACGGUUUGGGAGGGCGCACGGGAAGCAAAACCAUUGA
Messenger RNA from Sparassis crispa, 348 nucleotides. RefSeq lists its product as hypothetical. The transcript has 3 exons. Lineage: Eukaryota; Fungi; Basidiomycota; Agaricomycetes; Polyporales; Sparassidaceae. The record is from RefSeq and is a predicted model, not a curated record. Bases 1 to 348 code for a protein of 115 amino acids.